Candida albicans SC5314 is the source of this 2202-nucleotide messenger RNA. Its product is annotated as putative lipase. The transcript has a single exon. Lineage: Eukaryota; Fungi; Ascomycota; Pichiomycetes; Serinales; Debaryomycetaceae. The record is from RefSeq and is a predicted model, not a curated record. Bases 1 to 2202 code for a protein of 733 amino acids. Gene Ontology annotation, molecular function: monoacylglycerol lipase activity.
AUGACGAAGGAACAAUUGGAUAAUAUUGAACACAAGAUUUUGUAUCGUCAAGUCAAGUCAGUCAAAGCUGGAGAUAUUGAGCGAUUUAAAAUCCAUUUCACACCACAUGCUGAAGGAGAUGAGGUAAUUAUUCCACCUACAUUAUGGGUGAAAAUUAGAAAUACCGAGCCAGUAUCGAAAAGAGCAAUAUAUUUAGCUGGACCCUAUAUAUUAUACGUUGAUUGUCGACUGCUGGAUUAUGACCCAAAUGUGAAGUAUUUUGUGACUGCAGACCAACCAGUUUUUGAACCUCAAUUACUUGCUGGACAAUCGUUUUACAUACAAUUAUCAUGUCAUACUUUGAAAAAAGAUUACUCAUGGAUAGUAGACGUUGUGCCACAAAUAAUAUUUAAUAAUACUAUAUCGAUUGAUUUUGAAAUUAUGAUUGGGACAUCCAAACAAAUCUUACAUGAAGCAUCGUUCCCAGAAAAAUCAGUUCCAUUGUCAGAUAAAAUAGGGUGUUUUAAUGAAUUAUUACAUGUAUAUAACUGGGACACAUUAGACCUUUGGAAUUUGCCCGUCAUGAGCCCUGACAAGCCAAAACAUUUAGUGAUAUUAACUCAUGGACUACAUUCGAAUGCAAGCUCGGAUAUGUUGUACUUGAAGGAACAGAUUGAUCGAAUAGCAGAAUUAAGAAAUGACAAUGAGGAAAUUGUUGUGAAGGGUUAUUUUGGAAACAUUGGCAAGACAGAACGAGGAAUCAAAUAUUUGGGUAGUAGAGUGGCAGAAUUUAUUAUUGAUUUAGUAACUGAAAAUGAACUGUUCAAUAAUGGUAAAGUUAAAAAAAUCUCUUUUGUUGGUCACUCAUUGGGUGGCUGUGUGCAGACAUUUGCUAUUGCUUAUUUAAAAGUAAAUUUCCCUUGGUUUUUUGAUGUAAUUAAACCCAUCAAUUUUAUAACAUUGGCGUCACCAUUAUUAGGUGUCGUUAAUGAAAACCCAUUAGUGGUAAAAUGGGUGCUACUGGCAGGAUUUGUUGGUAAUACUGGUCAGGAAUUAGGAUUGAAAUAUUUGGAAAAUGGAGCAAAACCAUUAUUGUUAUUGUUACCAGCUGGCCCUACUCACGAGGUUCUUAAAAAAUUUAUAAGAAGAACCGUGUAUGCCAAUGCCAUUAAUGAUGGCAUUGUUCCCUUACGAACUUCUUCAUUAAUGUUUUUGGAUUAUAAAGGGUUGGCAGAAAUUAUUAAUUCAGAAGAAUUAGCUCAGAGUGAUGAAACAGGGAAAAUACCUGAAUCAGUUGAACUGGCAAAUAAAUUCCUGGCAGUGCAAACUUUUCUAAGUUAUUUAAUGCCUCAAAAACAAACAAGUCAAGAGUAUAGACGAUUUCAAACUCAAGAUGAUAAAGUAGUGGAGGACCAUAAGUCAGAUGGGAAGGCUAUCCCAAAUUCUACUUUUCUUGAUUCUGCCGCUUCUUUGAUUUUACCACCGCUUCCUUCAAUGAAAUAUAUUGUGGAUCCCUCAACUAGAGAAAAUGUCAUAAUUCACGAUAAAGUUUAUUAUGAAAAAGAUUUACCAGAAAGGGAUCUUGAUGUCGAAUUGGAUUCCUUUGAAUGGCUCGAAGAGGAAAUUGCUCGAGAAUAUCAUAAAAAUAUGGGGUGGAGAAAAGUGGUUGUCAAGAUUAAGCCGGAUGCUCACAAUAAUAUAAUAGUGCGUAGGAGAUUUGCUAAUGCUUAUGGAUGGCCGGUUAUUCAACAUUUAGUGGAGAAUCAUUUUGGCCCAAACAGAACUGUUGAUUCCAAGAUGAUUGACAGUGCCAUUGUGGAUCUGGUGAGUACCAAUUCAUUAGAUGAAGAAAAUGGGUUGACAAGAAUCAUAUCAAGAGAUUUGAUUAGUAGGCAGAAUAAAGAGAUUGAUGAUAAUGUCAGUGAAGAACAACGACCCGAAGAAUAUCCACAUGAAUGGAUUAAUUCUGAACAUAAUGGUGAUUCGGUGUUUGCUGUGGGAGUGACAGGAUUAUUAGGAGAAGUUGCUGAUAUGGUUGGAGGAUUUAGAGACCAAAUUACAAAAUACAGUUUAAAUCCUCCAUCUUUACCAAUCAUUGGAGAGAUUCCAUUUCCUGCCGCUUUAAUGGCACCAACUGAUACCAAUAAUGGCAAUACAAAAUCUGAAGAAGAAUUAAAUAAAGACUUGAAAUUGUCUAAUGGAAUAAUGAAUGAUUUUAUAUAG